Messenger RNA from Stylophora pistillata, 6275 nucleotides. RefSeq lists its product as uncharacterized. Lineage: Eukaryota; Metazoa; Cnidaria; Anthozoa; Scleractinia; Pocilloporidae. The record is from RefSeq and is a predicted model, not a curated record.
AGCAGUCUUUGGACAUAUACUUAAAAAGGAUUUGCUUCACAAAGUUUAGUAGGAAGGACCUAUCCGGUGCAACCCGUAUUUCUGAUGAAAAUUUUUCAAAAUAGUCCUUUCGGCAGUACAGGGUAUAAUUUUGUUAUUGCAUGAUAUGAAUUCUUUCUUAAAAUGAGUGCCCAGAGAACGCCCCUCCCCUUUUUAGAGAGGGGAGGAGGGUAUUUAUCAGUUCGUUUUCCAUAUUCAGCAAAAAAAAAUCGGUGGUCCGCUUGAUUGAACCAGAGAAAUACAUUCCGUGAAGUUUGCCGCAAUUUGUUGCUACAUUCCAAAGCAAACAGUAAAUUCCGUUCAAAUAUAAGUGAUUUUCGACAGCAUAACGCCUAAUUCCCCUGGAUUAAAUUUAAUCGGAUUACAUUAGACUGGAUCUCCGAAAAGGCGCCAAGUUUAUCCUGACUAGACCCCCACUAAGUAAAACAUCUCGUUGAGCAGAGUCAGUUUAGACAGAGAGUAAUUAAUUUGCAUAUCGGCAAUAUAUGCAAAAUCGUGACAAGACAAAUCGUUCAUCGAACAGGCAAUUUUUUACGCGUGACUGGCUCUGUGUUUGUCUCAGUUCGAUACACAAGGUUUCUCCACAGUUGUGGUUUUUCCCUCAAAUGCCCUUCACACACCAUACCCCUGCCAGAAUUAGCCAACCUGCAUGGGCUAAGUGAAGGAAUUUUGAUGGACAAGGUAUUCUAUUACACUACUAGAUACUUGCUUUCGUGCGCAGAGUGCACAUCAACGUGAGAAAUCUUCCAUCGCGUUGUAAAUGAAAGCUUGCUAUUCAGAUCAUACAAGGAAUAAUUUCCUCUGUUUAGGAAAUGAGGAAUCCUACAGGUAGUCAUCGCGAUACUCCACUCACUGUCAGCUUUCCAGUACCAAAGAAGGCAGCGAACAAACUUCGUAGCUUGGCGAUUUCCAAGGAUCGCCGUCUGCUAGAUCUGGGUGUUUUAGCUGUGCAGAUCAAUGAAGGAGAAAGCAUUGUUCUUGGGAUUAAACUGGGGAGGCGAAAGCUGAAGAGAACGGAAGUGGAAUCGGACAAAAUUAUGGGAAAUGCCUGUAGAGGACGAGUAACAAAGAGGCAUUCGUCGUUGCGUAAUUUGGGAACUGUUCACCAUAUGCCGACAUCUUUAUCGCUUGCAGACAAACCGGUAACCGCGCAAAUCACUUCGUUCUCUCCAACAUCUCAUAGCGACCAGAGGAAAGCAAGCCUAAGAGCAGGGAAAUCUGAUGGAGAUGCUCUGGCAAAUGAAUUAUUCAGCAGCAUGAUCUUGGGCUCAAGCGACAAAUCUACAAAUGGUUCCAAUCUUCAGCUAUCGGGUUACAAAACUCCCAAUGACAGUAGAGGUCUGUCAGCGAAUGGAGUACUAAGUUCUUCCAAAAACACAGUAUCGCGGCUGAAUAUAUCGCAGAAUAAUGGUGACUUAGCGAGUGGUAGAGGUUCUUCAAGUUCAGAGUCAAACUUACGGAAGUCGAGUUACGGGACUCGUCGCAGUAGCCGCGAGACACCUCCAAGUCCUGUGGUGCUUUCUGGAAGCAGAUUUUUAGCUGAUCGGCGUUUAUCUUCUCCAAACAGCCAAAGAGCCAACAGUGCGAGUCCUUGCUCAGAAUCAAGUAGUACUAGCUCUGAUGAGAAUCUGGAUGAAGAAGUUCAUCAGCUGAUUUACAACUGCUAUAUAGAUCAAAGCAAAUACAGUGCUGCAGACAUGUUAAAACAACUAGCAAGAGCACAUUCAGGCACUAAAGAAACAACCAAGUCUACCAUGGGAAACACUUCUGUUUCCUCGUCUGUGGUAAAAACUGUAACUGUCACUCCAAAAUCUAGCUCACAUAGUGGUAUUUCAUUGGGGCAGCCCAGAAUCUCAGAGAACAACAAGAGGGCAGCAAUCACUGGCAGUUACCGUGAGCAUGUGAAGAAUAUCCGUUGUUAUUCACUCACAUCUCUCACUACCAGUACAGUAACAGUGAACUCUACUUUGAAUGUACCAUCUAGUAAAAAUGCACAAGCAGAUACAUCUCAGAGUUGCAGAGCUAGUAUCAUAACUGACUCUCUAAGUUUUGGGGAAAGAAAUUUACCAACAAAACCACCCACUACUCUCUCUACACCAUCAAAGCCUUGUUCAUCUUCCCAGACACCAAACAUUCUCACAAGCUCUUCUGAGACAAUGUCAGCCUAUUGUGAAGGGCGCAAAGUAUUGUGGUCAAGUGCAAAUGUUUUUCCAGUCAAAAGAUCAACUUUAGGAUCUUCCAUAGAAACUUCAUUUAGUGAAACUGCAACUUCACUUUUGCAAGCAUCAAAAGUCAGCUCACCAUCCAUUUCUGCACAGAUUGAUGCCACUAUACCUUCCCAGACAACUACAUCAGUAACCCUUGAGACAAAGAAUGGCAUCCAUAUCUCUAACAAAGUUCCUGGAGAGGAACUGGCCAAAGAGAGCAAAGUGGUGCCUAGUGAUUUGAAAACAGUAAUAGUGAAAACUCCAGCCUUGGCACUUGACUCACAAGAAUCAGUUACGGAUAGUCCACAAGUUGCAGAGCCCCCAACAACACUGCCUGUCACAAAUGUUCAAACAACAGUGAGCCAAGGAACCAAAUACGUGCAAAACCUGACUCUUGCAAGGUCAACCUUGCCAGCUGCUAAUGUUGUUAUUGCUGGAACAAACACUCAAACAACUUGGUCCAAUCAGCAAGUUUCUCCAACAUAUAUUUUGGGUGCCCAAACACAGUAUGGUAUCUACCCAGCAAUGUACAACACAGAUGUUAACAACAAUCAACUGACACAGCAGGCAGUACCAGCAGGAUACCCUUUGAAUUAUGUGUAUCCCAUCGGAUUUGUUUACCCCUAUCUGUCAGUAGCACAACCCAGUAGUGCAAAAAAUCCUAAUGGCGAGAAAGUCAAACAGGAGAAAGGAGACACAGAUGUGGAGAAAUCAGAUACAUCUGUUUUAGAUGGAGCUGCAAUGAUACCAAGGAAUGAAUCUUCAACGGCAGUUCAUCAAGGAAGCAGUUUGAACUCAGCUGAUUUGGUUUCAACCAACAGUAACACAGCUCCCAUGCAGACGCAGUUUAUCGACCUUGCAAGCUCCAUGAGAUACUGGCAACAACUCAAUUUGCUGUACAGAAAUAGACUGCAAGCACUGACUCCUGGCAGCCCCUCAAAUGUUGCUACACUGCCCUCCAGUGAAGGAAAUACAACCUCAGCAGCUGUGAUAUCAACUUCUGAUUCAAAUUCAGUUGUUUGUGGUACAGCAGCACAGUCUAGUUUGCAGGAGUCUGCAUUUUCUAAGUCAGAACUGUCACAUUCAAACAUCUCCAGGGGUUCUUACUCUGAAAUCUUGAAGAGUGUAAGACCCAAAGAGGGAUCAGCAUUAGAACAAAGUGAAUUAAAGGACUCAACCAAUGACAGACCUUCAGUUAUUGUGGCAGCUUCAUGUAAGGACAGUACCAUUAAGAUGGAAAACAAUUGUAAUAAGACACAGUUUGAAGGCCAAAAGCUUAAAGAAAUGAAUGAAACAUUUUCUCCCAAAUUCCACUCUGGAAAGCUGCAGCACUUUUCUGAGGAAGAUCUGGCAGAAAGAAGGAGUCGUGUUUCAACUCCAACUCUUAGCUUUGUCCAUGAUAGCUCCAUAGCAUAUGUGAACAUUGGGAACAGUAGUGGUAAUGGGCACAGCCAGGCAAGCUACAGUGGGAAUCAUGUGGGAACCAGAAGAACAUCUUUGGGAGCUCAUGAGGAUUCUGUCAUUCGUCCCGCAAAGAGGAAAAAAGCCAAGAGGUCAUUAUAAUAUCUCUGUUUUAACAUAUAGAUAUAUUUUUCAUACCCUAAAACUUAUCAAAACCUCAAAUAUACUCACAAAAUCAGUUUUAUAGGCAGUGUUAUAGGUUUAGAGGAAUUAUGGAAAGAGGGCUUUUGGUUCUACUUUAUAUCUGAGCUCAAGAAUUUGAGAUCACAAGAAUUUUGGCUGGAUAUCUUUGUAUCUAAGCUUGAGGAAGUCUUUUGUGUUGAACAUGUACAUGAGAAAACACUGUUUUUUGUUAUGUAUAAGUUCACACAGCAACGAGGCGGACAAUCAGACAUGGUUUGAUGCUACUCUGGUUUAAAGAUUUAAUGAAAGUAACCAAAAUUACAUUUCAUUGACCCACCAUUGCAUAGUGCCUCCAUCAGGGGUGAUCUGAUCAUUGCAACAAGAGGCCCUUCUACAUGCUCACUAGUUAGCGGCCAUUUUUUCGGACGAGGUGUAAAAUAAUAGGCAUCAGGUAGUAAGCUGCCAUCCUCACGAUUUAAAGGAGGGCAGGCAGAGUUGAUAUGCUGCCCAUGCUCCUUUAAAUGGUGAUUAUGGCAGCUUACUAUCUGAUGCCUACUUACACCUCGUCAGAAAAAAAUGACAUUUACUUAGUGAUCAUAUAAAAGGGCCUCUUGUCAGUUGCAACGAUCAGAUCACCCCUAAUGAAGGCACUAGACAGGAGUGUUGUAAUGUUGGGUCAAUGAAUUAUAAUUUCGGUUACAUUCAAUAAAUCUUUAAACCAGAGUAGCAUCAAACCAUGUUUGACUGUUUUUCGUUAUUUACUUGCUGUUUGGUUGAAAUAUGUUGAUGUUGGUUUUUAGUUGUAAGUGAAUGAUGGUCAAUUGUUUCUGGCAAUUUUUGUAAUUUCUCAGGGAAUGUAUAAUUAUUAGUUUUCUUUGUUUCUCUGGAAGUUGCAUUUUCAUUGUGAUGUAUAUCUUUCUAGCAGAGUAACAGGUAAGAUAUCAUCAGGAGUAAAAAGAAUUACAACAAGGACAGAGAUUUUCACAAAAUUAACCAGAUCAUUACUUCUAUAACUGCUUACUCAGAGUAUCCCAGCCUUUAAGAUCAUAUUUUCUGAAAUCUUCCACUGCUGUAAAAAUCCUAAAUCAUUUAGCUAAUAGUAUGCAUGAAAAAAUUAUGCUUGUCUGAUCAGCUGGAAACUAGUGCAAAGUAGUAAUUUUGUUGUAAAGUUGUUGAAUUUUCUUGUCUAAUUUUCAAAGGAAAAAAUGGCAGUCAGUUAGGAGAAUACCUCAUUAUAUCUUGCAAGUUAAAGGGUAGUCUCCCUCGCAGCCAUUUUUUUGGAUGUCAAGCAACGCUCCCUCAAAAGAACAGUGAGAUGCGUGACAUCCAAAAAAACGGCUGCGAGGGAGACUAGUGAAAGGGUUGAGUCUGUUCUUCCUCUCCAUGGUGUCAGGAAGUGUAGCCAAAACAACUGCCAUUCUCUAAAGCCCUAAAAGAAGUUUCAAGAUCUUUUUUAUCUCUGCAAAUCAAUAUAUUUAAAUAAGUAGUUAAGUUUGUGAAUAGGCCAUUUUACAGUUGUGUACUUAGUUGCCAAGCCUUUGAUUUGGAGUGAGGUUGAAGGUGACCUUGUCUUGAUAGAGACCUGUAUCUAGUUAGCAUGAUAACAAAGGGAUUUACAUUUGAAACGCAGCAAGGUAUUAUCAUAACAAGGUCAACCUCAGCCUCACUCCCAUUCAAAGGCUUGGCAACCAAGCACACAACUGUAAAAUGGACUAUUCUACUAAAUGCAAUUUACUUCAAGAGAAAAAAAAGGUGCUUUGUCAAAAAGUGAACUUAGUAUAGGGUAUUUGUUUUCUACUGUAAUGUAAGCAUAAUGCAAUAAUUCUGUUUUAUUUUCUAUUUUUUAUGAAUCUUUUGAUCUUUUUCUGAUAGGAAUCACUAUAAAUAUUGAUAAAUUGAUAUGAAUAUUUUUGUAAUAUAUUGUAGAGAAUAUUUGGUUAAAGUAUCUUUUUGUCAUUGCAAUUUGAAUUGCAUGUUUGCAUGGACUCUGCUCUUUAUGCAUGUUGAAGAAUUUUGACAUCACUAAAUAAUAUGUUUAAAUUGAUAAUGACUUCUUCUGUUACUCCAAAAGUGUAAUAGUGUUUACAACAUUGUCUCAUUAUAAAGGUAGUUUCUGUUGAUAAAUAUUUUCUAAAGGACAAAGCAUGAUUUUGCGCUGUUGCAAAGUUUCUAUAAUUGAUCAUUUUGCAUAAAGAAAAUUGCCUCAUUACAAUACUAUUUUAUUAUGAUUACUCCCAAAGAAUAAAUGAAAAUAUUAUAUUUUCUUUCAAAGAAUUAUUUUAAAAAUACUGUAAGUCACAGUUACGGUGUAGAAAGCAUUGAUUUGUUGAUAUUCCCUGUUAGGAGUAAAGUUGACUUUGGUAUAUAGAUUCAAAAGUUACUAUGGACAAGUUAUUGUUGAAUUUAGUUAUCCCAUUCUUAAUAAAUGGUGAAAAUAUCAAACUA